GUGUAAAAAAGGUAGAAGAAGAAGAUGGAGGAACCAAACAAAGUCUUGACCAAAAGCUUGCUAACUUUCAUGUCAGUUAUCUUCUCUGUCUUGGCUCUUUCUUAAAGAAUCUUCUUAUCUUUUCCUUUUCACUUUUCGUCAUCUACCUUAUCACAAUACUCUUUCUCUUCUUCGGUCGCUGAAAAAAGCUUCCGCCAUUAAUGGCUAAUCUAUGGUGCUUACUGUGGGCGACGAUCACCUUUUUCCAACUCUGUAAACCAGCAAUUUCAGAUCGCGAACAAGUCCCAACACCACCUCUGCCUCUCCUUCCACUACCUUCAUUUUCUCAGCUCCAAUGGCAGCAAAGAGAAAUCAUCAUGUUCCUCCAUUUCGGCGUCAACACAUUCACUGACUCCGAGUGGGGAACCGGCCACGAGAGCCCCAGAGUUUUCAACCCCGUUGGACUCAACGCGACUCAAUGGGUUAACUCAGCCGCAGAUGCAGGGGUUUCUCUCCUCAUCCUCACUGCAAAACACCAUGAUGGCUUUUGUCUUUGGCCUUCAAAGUACACAGACCAUUCUGUGAUUGGCAGUCCAUGGAAAAACGGCAAAGGAGAUGUCGUUUUGGAGCUUGUCAAUGCAGCUCGCGCUCAUCCUGGUGUUGAUAUUGGAUUAUAUUUAUCUCCCUGGGAUCGCCAUGAUCGAAGAUACGGAAACAAUCUGCUCUACAACGAAUUCUACCUGGCCCAACUUCAAGAGCUACUCACCAAGUAUGGUGGUGUGAGGGAGAUAUGGUUUGAUGGGGCAAAGGGAAAAAACGCGCCAAACAUGUCGUAUGAGUUUGAGGACUGGUUUUCCAUGGUGAAGGAAUUGCAGAGCUCCAUUAACAUAUUCUCGGAUGCGGGUCCGAAUGUCAGAUGGGUCGGGAAUGAGAGAGGAUUUGCAGGGAGCACGUGCUGGUCCACCAUUAAUCGGACCAUGCUCUCCAUUGGAAAUGCAAGCAUUGUUGACUAUCUGAACACCGGUGAUCCGAAAGGGACUGAUUGGCUACCAGCAGAAUGUGAUGUUUCCAUCAGACCAGGAUGGUUUUGGCACAAGUCCCAAACACCCAAAACCCUAAGCGACUUGCUACAAAUUUACUACAACUCAGUCGGAAGAAAUUGCUUAUUACUGCUCAACGUGCCGCCAAAUUCAACUGGGCUAAUUUCUGAAGUUGACGUUCGAAGACUAGGAGAAUUUAGAGAAGCCAUCGACAAAAUAUUUUCUGUCAAUUUGGCAGAGACCUGUUCGAUUAAAGCUAGUAGUCAGAGAGGGGGAAAGAACGGUGGUUUCGGCCCAGAAAAUGUGGUGGACGGCGACCAUUUAUGGACGUAUUGGGCUCCGAGAGACGAUGAGAAAGGGGGAAAUUGGAUUGAGAUCAGAGGACCAGAUGAAGGGUUGAGAUUUAAUGUGGUCAGGAUUCAAGAAGCGAUCGGACUUGGUCAGAGAAUCCAACGGCACGAGAUUCAUGUAGAUGGUAAGAAGGUUGUGAGUGGAAGUACAGUAGGAUAUAAGAGACUUCAUAGACUCGGAAAGGGAGGAGUAGUUCGUGGUCGUCAUGUGAGAAUUUUAGUUAAGAAAUCAAAAGGGUUGCCUUUAAUUUCUUCUAUUGGCUUGCAUUUUGAUCCUUAUUGGCACCCGAAGGAGCAUUGAAGCUAACACACCCUUUUGUUUGGUAUCUAAGAAUAAAUAAAUUUGGAAAUAAUAAAUUAUUUAAAGUUAAAUUCCACAAAC
Messenger RNA from Carica papaya (papaya), 1751 nucleotides. RefSeq names its product alpha-L-fucosidase 1-like. The record is from RefSeq and is a predicted model, not a curated record. Gene Ontology annotation, cellular component: lysosome. Lineage: Eukaryota; Viridiplantae; Streptophyta; Magnoliopsida; Brassicales; Caricaceae. Gene Ontology annotation, molecular function: alpha-L-fucosidase activity. Gene Ontology annotation, biological process: fucose metabolic process; glycoside catabolic process.